Messenger RNA from Equus quagga, 6689 nucleotides. RefSeq names its product chloride voltage-gated channel 4 (gene CLCN4). Bases 870 to 3215 code for a protein of 781 amino acids. The transcript has 12 exons. Gene Ontology annotation, biological process: chloride transport; transmembrane transport. NCBI's taxonomy places the organism in Eukaryota, Metazoa, Chordata, Mammalia, Perissodactyla, Equidae. Gene Ontology annotation, cellular component: synaptic vesicle; Golgi apparatus; early endosome. Gene Ontology annotation, molecular function: voltage-gated chloride channel activity. The record is from RefSeq and is a predicted model, not a curated record.
UAGUUCUUCAUGGUGUUUGAUGAAUUGAUCCUCUGCUGGUGCUUUUGUGGUAGUAUCACCUUCUCUUAUUUAGGUACAGCUUUGUUUACUUUGGAUCUGGUCAUCUGGGUCUCAUGUUCCUCCACUGGCUCUCCACAGGCUCAGAUGCUGCUGUCCCAUGCACCACCUGUGCUGCUGGUCCCAGGUUGUCUUAGGAUGCUGGUUGCCAGGGGUGGUGUGUUCAUGGCAACCCGGGGACUUGUAUACAGCCCCUGCUGCUGGUGGAGCUGGUGUCGAGGUUGUCACCACUGGGGGCUGAGUCACCAGUUCUGCUGUGGUUCCUGUUGCUUUUGGUUGCAGAUUCCACCUGGCACCUCUGGGCGGGGGGCAGGGCCUGUUUUUUCUGUUUCUCCCUCAUCUGCUCGUAGUUGUGCUGAUCGGGCUGCUUUGCAUUUGUGUGUGCCCAGCCACAGUCGCUUGACAGGGUGCCUUUGCAUGGGCUGGGCCACCGCCUUUCAGUGGGUUGCACUCACAUGGGCGGGGCUGCCACCGCUCCGCAAGCAUUCACUCAUGGGCCAGGCUGCCCCUGCCUCCACUCACAGUUGCGCUGGGUGCUGUGUGAGGAUCGGCAACCUGUAUUGCUUCCACCCAGGAGCAGGAGGGGGCCACUUCUCUAGUUCCACUGCUUCCUGGGGGUCCAGUCCACCUACCUUCAGAUGUAUAGCUGCAUGGAUCUCUCAGUCAUCCUGUUGUGCUGUGUAGGGAAUCCUCUGUUUAAUGAAUGUCUGUUUAGUUGUAACUUAGAGUUGAGAGACAAAGAACACCUCACUCCGCCAUGAUGCUGACGUCACUCCUCCCUCCUGUCUUUCUUAAUCUCAACCUCAGAAGUGAUGUCACUACCUCCCUCUGGGACCCCAGGGAAGCCCCUGAUUAGAUCUAUAGGGGUAACUAGCAUGGUCAAUGCAGGGGCGAUGAGUGCCUCUGGGAACCUGAUGGAUUUCCUUGAUGAGCCAUUCCCUGAUGUGGGGACGUAUGAGGACUUCCACACCAUCGACUGGCUGAGGGAAAAGUCUCGGGACACCGACAGACACAGAAAGAUAACCAGCAAAAGCAAGGAGUCCAUAUGGGAGUUCAUCAAGAGUUUGCUGGAUGCCUGGUCAGGAUGGGUGGUGAUGCUGCUCAUCGGCCUGCUGGCGGGCACCUUGGCUGGGGUCAUCGAUCUCGCUGUCGACUGGAUGACUGACCUGAAGGAGGGGGUCUGCCUGUCUGCCUUCUGGUACAGCCAUGAGCAGUGCUGCUGGACUUCCAACGAGACCACUUUUGAGGACAGGGACAAGUGUCCCCUGUGGCAGAAAUGGUCGGAGCUGCUGGUGAAUCAGUCAGAGGGGGCCAGUGCUUACAUUCUGAAUUACCUAAUGUACAUCCUGUGGGCGUUGCUGUUUGCAUUUCUGGCUGUCUCCCUGGUGCGCGUAUUUGCACCAUACGCCUGUGGCUCUGGUAUACCAGAGAUAAAGACCAUUUUGAGCGGCUUUAUCAUCAGGGGCUACUUGGGGAAGUGGACCCUGCUGAUCAAGACUGUCACCCUGGUGCUGGUAGUGUCCUCGGGCCUGAGCCUUGGGAAAGAAGGGCCGCUGGUGCACGUGGCUUGUUGCUGUGGCAACUUCUUCAGCAGCCUUUUCUCCAAGUACAGCAAGAACGAGGGCAAGAGGCGUGAGGUGCUUUCAGCUGCAGCUGCUGCCGGAGUCUCUGUUGCCUUUGGUGCUCCAAUCGGGGGUGUGCUUUUCAGUCUAGAGGAGGUCAGUUACUACUUUCCCUUGAAGACCUUGUGGAGGUCCUUUUUCGCGGCCCUGGUGGCAGCCUUCACUCUGCGAUCCAUCAACCCCUUUGGGAACAGCCGCCUUGUUCUCUUUUACGUGGAAUAUCACACGCCCUGGUACAUGGCCGAACUCUUCCCCUUCAUCCUGCUUGGGGUCUUUGGGGGCUUGUGGGGAACCCUCUUCAUCCGCUGCAACAUCGCCUGGUGCAGGAGGCGCAAAACCACCAAGCUGGGGAAGUACCCGGUGCUGGAGGUCAUCGCGGUGACUGCCAUCACCGCCAUCAUCGCCUACCCCAAUCCCUACACACGCCGGAGCACAAGCGAGCUCAUUUCCGAGCUGUUCAAUGACUGUGGGGCCCUCGAGUCCUCCCAGCUCUGCGACUACAUCAACGACCCCAACAUGACCCGGCCUGUGGAUGACAUCCCAGACCGGCCGGCUGGAGUCGGGGUUUACACGGCCAUGUGGCAGCUGGCCCUGGCUCUGAUCUUCAAAAUCGUCAUUACCAUAUUUACCUUUGGCAUGAAGAUCCCGUCGGGCCUCUUCAUCCCCAGCAUGGCUGUGGGAGCAAUGGCGGGCAGGAUGGUGGGAAUCGGCGUGGAGCAGCUGGCUUACCAUCAUCAUGACUGGAUCAUCUUCAGGAACUGGUGCAGGCCCGGAGCAGACUGUGUCACCCCAGGACUUUACGCAAUGGUGGGAGCUGCAGCCUGCCUAGGUGGAGUUACCAGGAUGACGGUGUCAUUGGUGGUCAUCAUGUUUGAAUUAACUGGUGGUCUAGAGUACAUUGUGCCCCUGAUGGCGGCAGCUGUGACCAGCAAGUGGGUGGCUGAUGCCUUUGGGAAAGAAGGCAUCUAUGAGGCCCACAUCCACUUAAACGGGUACCCAUUUCUGGACGUGAAGGACGAGUUCACCCACCGCACGCUGGCCACUGACGUCAUGCGGCCGCGGCGGGGAGAGCCACCACUGUCCGUGCUCACCCAGGACAGCAUGACCGUCGAGGAUGUGGAGACGCUCAUCAAGGAGACCGACUACAAUGGCUUCCCCGUGGUGGUCUCCAGGGACUCCGAACGCCUCAUUGGAUUUGCCCAGAGGAGGGAACUGAUUCUAGCAAUAAAGAACGCCAGACAGAGGCAGGAAGGCAUCGUGAGCAAUUCCAUCAUGUACUUCACGGAGGAGCCCCCUGAGCUACCGGCCAACAGCCCACACCCCCUGAAGCUGCGGCGUGUCCUAAACCUCAGCCCUUUCACGGUCACGGACCACACCCCCAUGGAGACGGUGGUAGACAUCUUCCGGAAACUGGGGCUCCGGCAGUGCCUGGUGACACGGAGUGGGAGACUUCUUGGGAUCAUCACGAAAAAGGAUGUUCUGAGACAUAUGGCCCAGAUGGCAAACCAGGACCCUGAAUCCAUCAUGUUUAAUUAGAAACAAGGUGGCAAUUAUUUUGAGGAAAACACAACAACUGUGUCAUUUUAAAAGAAAGAAACAAAUGAUAGGUUAUUAUCCUAAUGAACGAUCAUGCGAUCAUGCGCUGUAGGCAGUGGAAACAAAAGCUUUGUUUGAAAGGAAGGGAAGAAGAAUGAAACUUUUUUUUUUUUAAUACAUCAAUGAGUAGGUAUUUUAUAGCUUUAACCCCUUAUGAGUUUCAAGCUGUGUUUCUUAAUGAGUUUACUAACUGCUAUGGGGGCAUGAGGGUGGAUGUAAACCAUGUGGUUUGUACAAGGACAUGGAACACACGUGCUGAGUCAAGAAAUGUUUGCCCCUUCUGCUUGAGGCUGAUGCUUAUGAAGCUUUGAGUCCCAAAGGCAAAGGGUGUUGGCAUGUUAGCGUCCUUAUUUAUUGGUUCCUGAAGUUUUGCUGCUAUGUUACUGAAUCAGACUAAAGAUAUUUGCACUUACUUUGUUGGAAAAGAAAAAGAAAUUAAAUUUGAACAUAGUGAAAGCUGCAAGUAUGCCAGUGGUUUCACUCAUGACCAUCCCAUUUCUUGCUCCUGUUCUCAGCCUGUUAUUUUGCUUAGUCAUCAGUCUCUGAGCCAACAUCAGGGUCACCUGCUAUGAUGAGUAUGAAGAAAUCAUUUCUCUAUGCAAAGACUAGCAUCGUGGGACUGCACGACGAACUGCUGGAGCGUUUAGUGCUUCACUGUAUUUCCUCCCAUACGAAGACAUUCAUCCUUAUUUUGAGGGUAUACGCAUCCGAUCAUUGAUUUGCAUUGCCAUUGUGUUUGCUUCAUUUAUUUAUUGCUGUUGCUUGUGCAUCUUUAAAUAUGGAUCAGAACAGCACUCUCCAUGGGCCAUAUCCUAUAUGCCUCCAGCUUGCUGUAAAUGUGCUUUAAUUUCCAAAUGGCAUAUGCAAGAGUCAAAGCAGGCUACCCAGUGUUACUACUUAUUUUUCCUCUCAGAUCUUAUUAAAUACGGCUGCUGGGAGGGUGAGGCGUACGAGUUCUCAGUGGGAACUCCUCCAAAUGGAUUGCAAGAGAAAUACAAAAUUGACUCUAAAUCUCUUCCAUUCUCUUCUCUAUAGGGUGCAAAACGUCCAGCUUUAAUGUAUGAGCAUGCACUUUCAUACUAGCAAUCAAAGCACAGAAGGACAGAGUUAAAUUGUAGACAGCCAAUUUGAGCUUUGGGCAUCUUUGUGUUGAACUUAAUGAUACAUUUAUUCUUUUAGUCAGGACUUCUGGCUUUUCUGCAGGAAGGAAUUCAGCUGUAUUUUUCAGGUCUGCCGUAUGAUCUGUGUGAGCAAGAUUCAGCCCACUUGCCCUUCCCUUUAGUCUUUGUUCUUCCCUUUCCACUGCGUCAUCCUCAUCGUUUUCAAUCUCAUCAUUGGGUAUUGCUGUAUCAGGUGUGCAUUUGGCUUCAAAUAAUAGAAAACCCAACAGUGAAGAGGUGAAUAAGAAAGCUGGGGGCGGGCACUCAGAACUGUCUCUCUAACGUCAUCAAGGACCCACACUCUUCUGGUGUUUUUUCCAACCUUCCUUACCCUUUGUCCUUUGGCUUAUUGCCUCAUAGUCACAAGAUGGUUUCUGAACGGCUGGGUAUCAUGUCUGCCUUCUAAGCAAAAAGGGAGGAAGAGGCAGGUGACAAGGAAUGGUAUCCACAUCAGGACAGCAGAGCUUUCCCAGAGAUGCUUGUGUCCACUGGCUAGAAUUCUGUCACAUGGUGCCCCUAGCUGUCUAUGAAUCUGGGAAGGAAGAUUUUCAGCUAGGUGUAUUACUCUCUGAACGAAAUUUAGAUUCUCUUAAUAAGGAAGGGGAAUUGGUCUUUGGGAGGGGAAUAUUGUCUGCUGUAUUGGAUGCCAUCAUUGUGUCCCUGCCAUUGUCUUUCCUGUCUUCUUUACUCUCUCUCGCCGUACCCCUCUGAACACUCUUUUAACCUUAUGGCCCCCCACUCCUUCUUUCAGAUUUGAUAUAGAACUCCCAAUCAGAAUCUGUCAUUUCUUAGCCCUAAUAAAAAUGUUCAUUUUGGAUAAAAACCUCGCUACAGGCGGUGUCUGUGAAACUUCUAGUUGCUGUAAGGAAAUAUACUGAUGUGUUCUCUGGGCUAAAAACGUUUAAGUCAGAUCAUGCUAACGAAUGAUGGAGAAUUUGUUUCUGUAAUUGGCCCCCUCCAAAACAAUAUCAAAGGGCCACUUCAGGGUGGAAAUAGCAGUCGAUAGGAGAGAAUGUAAUCUUUGCUCCUAUAAUAGAUUGAAGUUCAUCCUCGUUCGCAGCAUGUAAGCAUCGAGUAACAGAUCCUGAUAUUAAUGUUGUUGUUGGGGUUUCCAUGGAACAUGUGCAAGUGAAGCUGGAUAUUCUCCUGGACUUUAAAUCCUAAAAAGUCUUAAAGACUGCUUCAUGUAGUUCCCCUCUCAUUCCCACGGGGCCUCCCAAAAGAUAUUAGUCAUAGCCUGGAUUUGUAUAAUCCAGGACACCCUUUUAGCUGAAACAAAGAGCUUCAGAAGGGAACACGGAACAGUGAGCAGAUAGCCAAAGGUCAGUGAAACCACAGAAUUGCCUCCGCCGCCAGCUGAGGCAGGGGAGAGAUGAGGGGACACUUUACUCUGGGCCAAGGUCACCGAGGGGAGUUGUGUCCUUCUCCCCAGGGCUUAGCAUAGAGAUGUCCGUGACAUCACGGGAAACAGUUGGGAGUAUUACUUGAGUUAAAUAACCUAACCUUGUUUUCCAUCACGAGUUGAAGCUGUAAAUUGUCGUGGGGCUCAGGCUCUCCUCGACAGAAGGCCAGGGUCAGACAGGCAGGUUAAGGUCAAGGAUGGGGGAGUUUGCAGUGGGGAUUGCCAGAGACAAUUGCCUUCCUCCCCUGGAGCCCUAACAGCCAUGGGGUCCACUCAUCCACCGGCCUGAGGCCUCAGACAAACUUCCUGGGGAACAUGCUGCUGAGCUUUGUCAGACUUUCUCGUAAAAGUACGUGGGCAGGGAUGCUUGAAAGUAUUUGCUGUAGCCAAAUGUAGAAGUUCACGCAUUCUACAUGGUGCUCUGAUGAGCAAGACGAGUAGAACUGGGAUGUGGAGGUGAAAUAAACAUUUCUCAGAAGAAUGUGUUUUCUUUUCCAGGCUCUAGACAUUUGUAGAACUUUCUGGAUUCUUUCUGAAUCAGCUUUUGAUGUAAAUAAACAUAGAUACGUGAUGGAAAAAGAGUUCUGUAAUGAGACACAUCAACCUAUUUCUUGCUCCCCCUCUCAAUUACUGUGGAAAUGUGUUGUAGAAGGAUGACACCAAAUAAAGAGUAUCCUGAAAGUGACAUGCGAAUUUCUUGCAAGUGUUUUUCAGAGCCUCCCCUGGGAAUGCAGAUGUGCCAGUGGCUUUUAGGGAAAGGUAAAUGUGCUAGAAGCAAAUCAGUAGUCAGUGUCUGCUGUUACUUAGAACCAGGUGAUCUCACAUUUCUGUAUUCAGUGCUCCCCAGAGGCC